AUGGGCGACGCCGCCGCGCCGCUGGCCGAGGCCCUCCAAAGCGCAGCGGCCUGGGCCGGCCAAGCGACGACGAACCUGGGCCGCCCGCCGACGAGCCCCUGCUGGUCCCUCGUCGUGCCGACCGUCGCCGUCGCCACGACGAUCCUGCUGAAGGAGGACCGGCCGCGAAAAGCAGCCGAGCAGCGGCCGGUCCCGGGCGCGACGUUUUAUGACGCGAUGCGCCUCCGGUCGGCCGUCUCAUUUAUUCUCGAGUUAAUGUGCUGCAUGCUAGCCUACGCUGUAUCCUAUCUGAGACGACCAAAAACCGAGAAGGACGUCGUCGCGAUCUACUGCGGCUUCGGCUUCAUCCCCGGCGAAAAGAAUGGGUGGGACGGCAAUGCCCUAAAGCGGGGCGCGGGCGGCUCGGAGCAGUGCGCCAUCCGGUUAGCAAGGGGCCUCGUGCACCGGGGCCGGCGCGUCACCGUCUACUCCGGACGGAUGAAGCGCUCAAUUAAUAUCGAGGGCGUCACGUACGCGCCGGCGGCGAGCUUCGACGUGCGCGGCACGUAUAACGCCGUCGUCGUCUGGCGCGUGCCCCAGAUUUUACUGGUCCAGGCCUGGCUCGGGCGGUCGCUGGACACGAAAGCUCUCAGUUUUUGGAUCCACGACGGCUCGUAUCUAGCCAUGCUCCACGCCGCCGGUUCUACUUUCCGCGCGCAGAUACGACGGGCCGUGCGCGUCGCCGACGCCGUCGUGUAUCCGAGCCGCGAGAUGCGCGUCGCGCAGUUCGGCGCGCUCUUUCCGUCUUCUGAUUUUCAUGAUGGCGGCCGCGACGUCCUCUCAAAAGCGAUGGUCGUGCCGCACGGCGUACCGCGCUACUUCGAUGACGUCGACGAUGUCGAAAGGCGGGACGGCUGGCUGCUCUGGCCGGUGUCGCCCGAGCGCGGCCUCGCCGAAUUAUUGAGGAUGCUGCCGGCCUUGCGACGCGCCGUGAAAUCAAGGGGAGGCGACUUCCGGGUGGUCGUGUGCCACCUGCGGGGCGGCUACCACGAAAACACAAAACUGGAGCUGCCGGACGACGUCGUCUUCGCGGGGAUGCUACCACCAAAACGGCUCGCGGCGAUGCUGCGGAGCUGCGCGCUCUUCGUGUUUCCGUCGGCCGUGCCCGAGGCUUUUAGCCUGGCGACGUGGGAGUGCGCGCUGCACGGCGUGAUUCCCGUCGUCUACGGCCUCGGCGCGCUCGCGGCGCUCGGGCGCGUCGGCUGCCCCUGCGUCGCGCCCGGCGACGCGGCGGCGCUCGAGGCCGCGGCCGUCGAACUGCUGGCGGCGCCGGACGCGGCGGCGGCGCGGCGGCGGGACGUCGUCGCCCGCGCGCGCGCGGCCGCGCGGGACUGGGCCGGGACGGCGCGCUUCUGGGAGGCCACGGCCCUGCGGGCGCCGUCCUAA
This is a messenger RNA of Pelagomonas calceolata, 1425 nucleotides long. Lineage: Eukaryota; Pelagophyceae; Pelagomonadales; Pelagomonadaceae. The record is from the annotation of a GenBank genome assembly.